Molecule: messenger RNA, 2337 nt
Organism: Anopheles coustani
Lineage: Eukaryota; Metazoa; Arthropoda; Insecta; Diptera; Culicidae
Product: protein brambleberry-like
Exons: 3
Coding region: 255-1997 (580 amino acids)
Source: RefSeq, a predicted model, not a curated record
AGCAGAUGUGAUUUUUUCGAUAGUGCCGUGGUGUAAAGUUUCUUUUCUUUAGUUGUUUGACGCCUUUCGCUCUCCAUCUGAUUUGUAUCUUAACAUAUUCUAAGUUUUUCGUUUCAACGUGCAACACGUCGUGAUUGUUUUCUAUCCGUUUUUGUUUCGGCUCAGUGGCCUUCUUUGGUGGACAAAAAUAAACCCAAUGUGAUAAUCGCUAUAUUUGACCUACGCCGCGAUCGUAUUCUACUGAUCAGAGCAACAUGCUGCGCCACGGCAUGGGGAUUGUAUUCCUAUUAGUUUUGGUACUUGUCUCUUCCUUGAGUCCUGUGUCGGGAUCGCUGCUGGAAUACAUAUGGCCGUCAGAAGACGAUCCAUCGACGGCGGUCGAUACCUUUCCUGGUGUGCCAUACGAACUGUCCGACGGGGAAGAAAACUUCAUACGGGAAGCAUCGAAAUGGAUCGGUAUGAACCUCUCGAAGCUUGACCUGUGUCACCAUCGUAUCAUUUUAAAGCUCAAAAAAUCCUGCCACGAGCUGAACGCCGAACAGAUUGGCAAACUCUCCGUAAUGCUACUGAACUGCCAGUCGGAUUCGGAAGGUCGGCCAGUGUUCGCCUGCACGGAGGAAAUGUCCCUCCGGCAGUGCACCGAGCGGAUGGAUCCGGACACUUGGAAUGCGUACCAUCUGAUAACGAACCGUGCCAAGGCAGUGUGCGCCAGCGUACGCCACGAGCAGUUCCGUGGACUGACCGAGCUGACGGUGAAUAAGUUGAUGAACACGGCCCACGAACAGAUCCGCAUGAUGGACGAACUGGCCAGCAACCAGCGGCAGCUGCAGAGUCUUACGAAGGAGGCUGUGGAUGAAAUGGUGGGAAACAACGAGCGCAUCAUGAACCAGCAGGGUGAUAUUUUGAAAAUCUCCGAAGUGCACCGGGCAAAGGUGGAAUCGAACUUUCGUGAUCUGUUGCGUGAAAAAGGACUGAUCAGGGCGGGCCAGCAAGAGGUUGCAGUGUUACUGACCGGGCUGCGCAAUCGCAUCGACGAUAGCAUGAAACAGCUCGAGCUGCAGUCGAAGCGCAGCAAACUUAACCACGACUCCCUGCUAACCGAUCUGGAGCGGCUGCAGGCACACGCAGCGGAGAUAGCGGCGAAAAUCGAUGAAACGGGCGUGCAUUUCAACGAGCACCAUCGGGUGGCGGAAGAACAGUAUCGAUACACGCUCGAGCAGCUGCAGCGGAUCAAUGCGACCGUUUCUAACUUACUCGAGUCGCUCGGCAAGCUGCAGAACGAUUUCAAUCACCACUUGGCCUGGCUCGUGGAGAAGAUUGGUGGCAACGAGAAUAUACUACAGAAACUCAAUGUAAUUCUGGUGCACUUUAGCUAUCUACUGAUCGGUAUGAUAUGCCUUGCUUUCGUGGGGGCAGACAAUCUAAUCAGGGUUGUCUUCAUAGCUGCCGUGCCGGGCAAUCUGAUCGGUGGACUGUUGGAACUUUUCGAGCCAAACAUUUUAAGACUAUCUAUUGCCUUGGGUUGCAUCGUGGUAUUAGAUUUGCUUAGUCGCUUGAUUAUAAAAAAUAUACCUUUACGGACGGAUAGCAAUCCACGGCAGCAGAGGUCCAGAACGCCCGCUCAGGAUCGACCAGAUCACAGUCGCCACAAUACAGCUCCUCCAGAACACGACGACGACGACGACGAAGAGGAAAACGUCGAGCAGCCGGAUGUGGUAGGCAAUGCAGGACGCUUCCAACGUCGUGACAAUUUCAGCAGGGAGCGGUCCGUCUCUUCCACGGUAAUCAGCUCACUGCGCCGUAGUGCUUCUCGUUUCGACGACGACCACGAUAACGAUAGCCGGGGGCGCAGUACUACCCCGUCGGGGCCAUCCAGUGGGCGGCAACAUACCCAACGCCAGCAAUGUUCCGCCCGAACGCUAAGAGGCGACCAAUGUCGUGGGAUUGCUCAAACUGGAUCCGGUGUCUGUCGCCUGCACGAACCACGAAGCCUUUAGUUGGGCGUUUGCUUUGUUUGCCGGGGGGAUAUUCUGUUUUCUUGUGACCUAUUACGUAAGUUUUAUUUAUUUUUCACUGUAGCUUUUACCUCGCCUAUACUUCUGUAAACCAUUCAACCUCAUAUAAUAUGUAGUAAUAGUACAAUUGGCAGGAAAUAUUGUUUAUCCAUGCUUGACCAUAGACUUAAUUCAAAUGUAGGUGGAAUUGAUAGAUUGGUAUGGAAAAAGCAACAAACAAAAAUAUUGUAAAUGGAAAUACUUUUUGAAACUUUUUUUACUUUUUAAUUUGUUAAAUACAUCACCGAUGUAUUUUAUUAAAUAGAUUUGCUAAGAAUAAAUU